GGCUGAAUCUGCUGAGGUCUGUGGCCAGGUCCAGAUUGAGGCUAGGUAGUUUUCCUGGUGAAGAAAAAGAGAGGUGCUGGGGUGGGGAGGCUGAAAGAGAGUGUGGAGGUCACUUGGUUCCUUCCUAUCUCCUGAUCCUGACAUUCAUCACAUACACACACUCUGUGCCAAGGGUGCUGGGGACCAAAGAAAGGGGUCACACUGGGGGAUGGUGGGCCGGGAGACAGAGCUGGGGAACUGGGGGAGGGGAGAGGCAGGCUGGGCCCUGAAGGUGUGGGCAGCGUUGUGUGGCCCAGUCAGGAUAGAAGGAUCUGGGCUGCAGAGACCCUCCCCCUCGGCAGCCCGGCCUGGUCUCCACCACAAUCCUACAGCCCCCUGGGCACUCCCACUGUGGGGCUCAGCUCUCCGAAGGCUUUUUCUCUCAGCUCUGUUCUUCCUCCGUCUGUUCCUGUCCUUGUCACUCUGAGACCGCCUCCGUGUAUGUGUAUGUGUCCGUGUAUGUGUCUCCCUGUUCCUGCCCUGUUUUGUCUCACCUCUCUCCUGAUCUCCAUCUCAAUCCUUGUUUCGAUCUCAAUCCUUGUUUCCAUCCCUGUCUCACCCCGGGGCCUUCUCCGUCUCUUCGCCUGCCUCACUCUCUUUCUCCAUUCCCUGCUCUGUCUCUCUCUUAUCCUUGUUUCCUCUGUCUCUGCCUUGUCCCCAUCUCCAUCCCUGUUUUUCUCUUGCACGCACUUCAGCUUUGUCUCCAUCUCUGUCCCUGUGGACCCACUUGCCCCUGUCUCCAAUCUCUCUCUCCUCCAUGUCUCGUCCUUGUCUUCAUCUGUGACCUGUAUCUCUCUUGUCUCUUUCUCCACCACUGUUUCUGUCCCUUUCUCUCCCUGUGUCCUCGCUUCAUCCGCGUCCCCAUCCCAGGCUCCGUUUCUUCCUUGUCCGUGUCUCCAUCCCCCUCCUGAACCGCCUCCGUGGUCCCCGGCGGGAUGGGACCUCGCUGGGGGCGGGGCCGAGGGGCUGGAUCAGAAUAACUCGGUUAUCAGGACGAAUUGAAUUAACUUCUUCACCGGAGCGCCGCCAGGCCUGUCUCCCCUCCCUUCUGCGGGGCCGCAGGUGGGGAGGCCGAGGGAAGCGGUUGGGACCCUCCAGCCUUGCCCUGUGCGCUUACAGAGCGAAGGUCUGGUCGGGAUUGGGGCGGGAUGGGGACUCUAGGCAUGGGGCCCAACACUGCCCCGCCCCGCACCUCGGGAGCCCAAGGAGGGUGGCGGGGACCCUUUGGAGUGGGGGUCUGGGGUAGCUGGGGGUGGGGCCUGGGCCGCCCAGGCCCCGCCCCGCAGAGCUUGCCCGCCCCGCCUCCUCCGCGGGGUCCUGAGCGUUAAAAGGCGCGCGGGCCCGGCCGGGCUGCACUUGCUUUGCACCCGGGCGAAGGGCGGCCGCGACGGGGCGGGCGGACUCGCAGGCGCUCAGAGCCGGCCUCGGGUCCUCGGCGCUAGGCGCUCGAACCCUCAUCCCGACCCCCAUCCGGCCGGGGACCCCGACCCCGACCCGACCCGGCCCGGCCCGGCCCCCGACCUCGACCCCCGGGCCGAUGGACUACUCCUACCUCAAUUCGUACGACUCGUGCGUGGCGGCCAUGGAGGCGUCCGCCUACGGCGACUUCGGCGCCUGCAGCCAGCCCGGCGGCUUCCAAUACAGCCCCCUGCGACCCGCCUUCCCCGCGGCUGGUCCGCCCUGCCCCGCGCUCGGCUCCUCCAACUGCGCGCUCGGCGCUCUACGCGACCACCAGCCCGCGCCUUACUCGGCAGUGCCCUACAAGUUCUUCCCGGAGCCGUCGGGCCUGCACGAGAAGCGCAAGCAGCGGCGCAUCCGCACCACGUUCACCAGCGCGCAGCUCAAGGAGCUGGAGCGCGUCUUCGCAGAGACUCACUACCCCGACAUUUACACGCGCGAGGAGCUGGCGCUCAAGAUCGACCUCACUGAGGCUCGCGUGCAGGUCUGGUUCCAGAACCGCCGGGCCAAGUUCCGCAAACAGGAGCGUGCGGCCAGCGCCAAGGGUGCGGCGGGCACGGCGGGCGCCAAAAAGGGCGAGGCGCGCUGUUCGUCCGAGGACGACGACUCCAAAGAGUCCACGUGCAGCCCCACGCCCGACAGCACCGCGUCGCUGCCGCCGCCGCCCGCCCCCGGCCUGGCCAGCCCGCGUCUGAGCCCCAGCCCGCUGCCUGCUGCCCUGGGCUCCGGGCCCGGCCCUGGCCCCGGGCCGCAGCCGCUCAAGGGUCCAUUGUGGGCCGGCGUGGCGGGCGGCGGGGGCGGGGGGCCGGGCGCAGGCGCGGCGGAGCUGCUUAAGGCCUGGCAGCCGACGGAACCCGGGCCCGGGCCCUUCUCCGGGGUUCUGUCCUCCUUCCACCGGAAGCCUGGCCCGGCCCUGAAGACCAAUCUCUUCUAGCCGCCGGACUCUGGAGGCUCCGGGCCUGCCCCGGAGAGAGCCCCUGCCCCUCCAGGACCUGACAGAGUCCCUCCCCAUUUGAGCGCCCGCCUGGAAGUGCCCGGCUGUCCCCACCCCCUACCGUGUCUGACCCCUAGGUGUGUGCCCUCCCCAGCUCUGGAGACCAAGUCAGGGCCUCUCCUCCUCACCUUCCCCACCCAGCAGAACAGGGUGUUUUUCACUGGGAUUCCCCCACCCCUACCCCUUCCAGCUUGGCUUUCUUUGGAAACGGGAUCAAAUAACUGUGCUGGAACCCGAGGGUCCUCAAGUAGAGUAACAGCCUGGCUCCCUCCCCUGGUUCUGCAGCCUGCUGGGUCAUUUCUCACCUUAGCGACCAGCCUGCUGCCCCAGCCCUCUGGUCCACCCGCACUGAUCGGGUCCACCCGCACUGGUCGUGGUUGGGAUAAUAAGCUGCCAGAAGGGUCCCACUGCCAAUUCAUCCCCUCCCAUUCCCAACCGGUCUGGUGCAGAGGUAGGCCUGUUUAGAGCAGGGGGGCUGGCUGCCGGACAUCGGGACAGAGGGGUUUCCUCCCCCACCCCCUUUUUUGGGUUGUUGUUGUUCUUUUCCUUUGAAAAACUUGUAAUUUAUUGAGGUGAGUUUGGCUCAAUCCAAAUAAAACUUAAUUUAUUGAAGACAUCA
This is a messenger RNA of Lutra lutra (Eurasian river otter), 3110 nucleotides long. RefSeq names its product paired like homeobox 2A (gene PHOX2A). Gene Ontology annotation, molecular function: RNA polymerase II transcription regulatory region sequence-specific DNA binding; DNA-binding transcription factor activity, RNA polymerase II-specific. The transcript is spliced from 3 exons. Bases 1577 to 2431 code for a protein of 284 amino acids. NCBI's taxonomy places the organism in Eukaryota, Metazoa, Chordata, Mammalia, Carnivora, Mustelidae. The record is from RefSeq and is a predicted model, not a curated record. Gene Ontology annotation, biological process: regulation of transcription by RNA polymerase II.